Molecule: messenger RNA, 3905 nt
Organism: Mesocricetus auratus (golden hamster)
Lineage: Eukaryota; Metazoa; Chordata; Mammalia; Rodentia; Cricetidae
Product: 2'-5'-oligoadenylate synthase 1A-like
Exons: 6
Coding region: 29-1201 (390 amino acids)
Biological process (GO): negative regulation of viral genome replication; defense response to virus; regulation of ribonuclease activity
Cellular component (GO): membrane; nucleoplasm; cytosol
Molecular function (GO): double-stranded RNA binding; 2'-5'-oligoadenylate synthetase activity
Source: RefSeq, a predicted model, not a curated record
UGCAGUCAGAAGACAGAGCUGACCGAGGAUGGAGCAGGGACUCAGCAGGACCCGGGCCAGGGACUUGGACAAGUUCAUAGAGGUCCACCUCCUUCCUGACACCAGCUUCUGUGGUGAGGUCAAGGCAGCCAUCAAUAUCAUGUGCACUUUUCUGAAGGAGAGAUGCUUCCGAGGUGCCACCCACCCUGUGAGGGUCUCCAAGGUGGUGAAGGGCAGCUCCUUGGGCAAAGGCACAGCCCUCGACCUGGUGGUGUUCCUUAACAAUCUCACCAGCUUUGAAGAUCAGUUAAAGCGACGGGGAGAGUUCAUCCAGGAAAUUCAGAAACAGCUUUACAACUUUCAGAGAGAGAGGGAGAUAUGGGUGAAGUUUGAGGUUCAGAGUUCAUGCUGGUCCAACAUUGCAUGCUGGUUCAACAUUUUAUGGUUGUUCAACCUCAGGGCACUCAGCAUCAAGCUGAGCUCCCCCCAGCGUCAACAGGAGGUGGAGUUUGAUGUGCUGCCGGCCUAUGAUGUCCUGGGCCAACUCAACCACAUCAAGCCUAACCCCCAAAUCUACGCUGACCUCAUCAGGGAGUGCACCUCCAAGAAGCUGGAGGGCAAGUUCUCCACCUGCUUCACGAAGCUCCAGAGAAAUUUCUUGAAGCAUCAUCCACCCAAGCUGAAGAAUCUUAUCCGCCUGGUCAAGCACUGGUACCAACUGUGUAAGGAGAAACUGGGGAAGCCGCUGCCCCCACAGUAUGCCCUGGAGCUGCUCACAGUCUACGCCUGGGAACGUGGGAGUGGAUUCCCUGACUUCAACACAGCCCGGGGCUUCAGGACAGUCUUGGAACUGGUCACCAAGUACUGGCAGCUUCGAAUCUACUGGACAGUGUAUUAUGACUUUCAAUACCAAUAUGUCUCCAAAUACCUGCACAGACAGCUCAGUGGAGCCAGGCCUGUGAUCCUGGACCCGGCUGACCCAACAAGGAACGUGGCUGGUUUGAACUCAAACAGCUGGUGCCUGCUGGCAGAGGAGGCUAUGGUCUGGCUGCAAUACCCAUGCUUUGAAAACUGGGAUGGCUCCCCAGUGCGCUCCUGGGAUGUGCCGACGGAGGUUGACAUGCCACAUCAGGAGAACCAGGAGAAUAAUUUUUUUCGCAACCUCUGUUUAUUUUUGUUGGUUUUGUUUCAUUUUAUUGUUUUAUGGUCUUCUUCUGCAUAGCCCAGGCUAGCCUGGAGCUCGCCAUCCUCCGGCCUUCAUGCUGGGGUGGCUGCAGUGUAGGCCUCAUGUGCACUGCCUUCCCUCCAUCCCCAGAUGGAGGAGAACAGAGCUUGCGUCCUUCUGUGAGCACAGCAGCACCUGCCCAGGAGGCUCCAGAGUCAGGGAUGUGCUCCUCUGUGCAGGACUUCACCAGAGAGCAGGAUGCUGCCCAAGGGAGCGGGUGUCCAUGUGCAAGGUCCUGAACUCUUAAGUACCUCAUAUAGAAGAGGUACUCUGCCCAAGGCCACAGUGAGGGAGUGUCCAACCUAGAGUUAGACUCCUGGCUUUUGACCCCUGCUCCCUCUCCCUUCCAUGAUCUCCCAUCAUAGUCAGCCUUCCUCAUCUUCCUUAUCCUCUGACAGGGUUCUCUGGGGGACAAGAGAUUCAGAAGGAAAGGGAGAAUUCAAACUUGAAUUCCAUCUGUGUAUCUGUUGGAAGGUUCUGUCCAAUGACUGAUCAACAACAGUAAACCACAGCAGAUGCCUGUAGUUGGGGGUAUGUGAGCCUAGAGAAAGGAAAUCAAAUAUUUGUUGGGGAACACUCAUGAAUAACAGUAAGGUAGACAGCUGCUUUGAUCUUCUGUUCUGCCCUGGGGUUGGUGGAAACUGUGAUCAGAUCUCCAGCUACCACACAAGAGCAAGAGAGACCCCUCCUCUUUCUCUAAGAGAUCACCUCCACACACAGAAGCCACACCCUAAGACCAGUCCCCCAAAAUUAUUGGUUGAAUGGAUUCCCAAGUUAGAUGUCAUAUGCAUUUGAGAGAUGAACCACAGAAGAAUAAGUAUGUGUCCAUGUUUCAACUAGAUGUAGUUAUUAAGCACUUAUUACAUACCCCACAGGGAUGGCUGACCGUUAACUUGUAUAUCUUAAUUAUCUUUAACACUGUACAACUACUUAAUAUCUUUUUUAAAAAGAUUUAUUUAUUUAUUACAUAUACAGUGUUCUGCUUACAUGCCAGAAGAGGGCACCAGAUUGAGUUGUAGAUGGUUGUGAGCUACCAUGUGGUUGCUGGGAAUUGAACUCAGGAUCUCUGGAAGAGCAGUCAAUGCUCUUAACCUCUGAGCCAUCUCUCCAGCCCCUUAAUAUCUUUUAUAAUGUUAGCAUUCUGUAUUUUUUCUCUUGUUAAGUUUGAGUCUAAAACAAUUGAAUUGCCGGGCGUUGGUGGCACACGCCUUUAAUCCCAGCACUCGGGAGGCAGAGGCAGGCGGAUCUCUGUGAGUUCGAGGCCGGGCUGGACCGACAGCCUCCAAAACAAUACAGAGAAGCCCUGUCUCGUAAAAACCAAAAAUAAAUAAAUAAUAAAACAAUUGAAUUGAAGCAUCAAAAUAAAACUUUAAACCAAUCAAAAAAUAAAACUUUAAUACAGUAGCAGAGACAAAGAAGUUAGAUAUUAUCUUUUAAGUUAGUUUCCACUAGCCUGAAUAGACUUAGGAAUUUAGUCCUUAUUUAUCCACAUUAUGUUGUUACUUAUUUAAAAUUUUCUACAAGCCUGGUGUUGCCAGAGACAUAAGCCCUCAGACAUACAUCUCUAAGUUAGCUUUUGUUAACCUGAGUAUACAUUUAUAACCUUAGGAAUUCAUCAUCAUAGAAAAAUCCACCCUAAUUCAAAAUAUCCUGGGAGACCUGUGGUUGCCUUCAUAGUCUAAAAGGAGAUAUAAUAAUAACCGGAAGCUGUGCGUUGGUGGCACAUGCCUUUAAUCCCAGCACUCGGGAGGCAGAGGCAGGCAGAUCUCUGUGAGUUCGAGACCAGCCUGGUCUACAGAGAGAGAGAGAGUUCCAGGACAGGCUCCAAAGCCACAGAGAAAUGCUGUCUCCAAAAAAAAAAAAUAAUAAUAAUAACCGGAAGGCUUUAUACCAUGUGUGACUUUGAUCAAAUGGUGAAGUUCUGUGGCAUGUGCUCUUUAUCCCUAGUAAGGAUGGAUGCCAGGCACAUGGUCCUUUUCAUCCUGAUGAAGCAUCAGCUAAGAUAGAGGUAGCCAUGUGGCUGCCAUUUGAAAACAUCAAUUUUAUGCUGUAUCUUGUAGUACACCCACUUUUCUAAAUGAGAGUCAAACCAUGUAUGUAGUAUACUGUAGCAAAUCAAAAUUACGUAUGUACAAUUUAAUGAUCAACCUUUUGAUAUAAGUUUUAAACUAAAUUGUGGGGAUAUCUUGCUUGUACAAAUCAAGCCUGUCUGAGGGUCAGAGAAUAGAGCCUGCUACUAGCUAACCAUAGAGGUCUGGAGGUCUGUACAGUCAGGAAGUGAGGUAGCUGGGCAGAAACAGGAUAUAAGCAGGGAGAAACAGGAAAUCUCUUUCCUGUCUGCUCAGAUGCUAGGGAGGUAAAGUGUUCUGUGGCUUGCUCCUUCUCUCUGAUCUCUCAGCGUUUCCCUCUACUUCUGACUCUGACUCUUUAUUAUCUAGACCAAUUAAGUACUCCAUUUACACAACAUGUUUUUUGACCAUCCCCAAGCAAUUGGAAUUUUAAGAUAAAGGGUUUACAUAGAGCAGAGAGAGAUCUCUAUCCUCAUGUGCUAGUUUAUACAUGAGUCAGUUAAAAUAUCCAGUGGCUGAGAACUAUCCAGUACAAGCUGAUGGGCUGUAGGAAGUUACAUCUUUAGAACUGUACAAUCUGGAGUGGAUAUCAGGUGGAACUUGUGUAUAAAAUAUAUACUCCUCCUUUGGAA